Messenger RNA from Chenopodium quinoa (quinoa), 1407 nucleotides. RefSeq lists its product as uncharacterized. Gene Ontology annotation, biological process: response to desiccation. Gene Ontology annotation, cellular component: cytosol. NCBI's taxonomy places the organism in Eukaryota, Viridiplantae, Streptophyta, Magnoliopsida, Caryophyllales, Amaranthaceae. The coding region runs from base 176 to 1147 and encodes 323 amino acids. The transcript has 3 exons. The record is from RefSeq and is a predicted model, not a curated record.
UUUUAUUUAAUUUUAUAUUUUUUGGGUGAGCCUUUUUGUCAUUUUUAUAGAGAGAAUUUUUAGUCCUCUGUUUUUCAUUCAAAACAAUUAUUAAAAAAAAAAGGAAAAAAAAAGAAGUGAGGAUUCAUUUUGCUCAAGUUCUAUUUUUCUGGGUUAAGUUUCUUGCUCUUUGGAUAUGGCAUCAGAUGAUAAGCCGGAUAUAGCUGAAAGGGUGUAUAGAGAGAAGGCUCCUGAGAAGGCUCCUGAGAAGGAAGAACAAGAGGAAGAAAAGGGUGGAUUCAUAGAGAAGGUGAAGGAUUUUAUUCAGGAUAUUGGUGAGAAGAUAGAGGGAGCAAUCGGAUUUGGCAAGCCUACUGCAGAUGUUAGUGGGAUUCAUAUUCCUCACAUCAGCCUUCACAAGGCAGAGCUUGUUCUUGAUGUUCUUGUGAAAAAUCCCAACCCCGUUCCGAUUCCCCUUGUUGACAUAAAUUACUGCAUUGACAGUGAGGGAAGGAAGCUGAUUUCUGGGCUGAUUCCUGAUGCUGGGACCAUUCAUGCUCAUGGCUCUGAGACUAUCAAGAUACCGGUCUGUCUGAUUUAUGAUGACAUUAAGCAAACUUAUAAAGAUAUUAAGCCUGGAAGCAUUAUUCCUUACAGGCUCAAGGUUGAUCUCAUCAUAGAUGUUCCUGUUUUGGGAAGGAUCACUAUCCCCCUUGAGAAACAUGGAAAGAUCCCAAUACCUUACAAGCCUGAUAUAGAUGUGGAAAAGAUAAAGUUUAAGAGGUUCUCUUUUGAAGAAACUGUUGCAACCAUUCAUCUCAAGAUAGAGAAUAAGAAUGACUUUGACUUGGGUCUUAAGGAUCUGGACUAUGAGGUUUGGCUAGGUCAUGUCAACAUUGGAGGUGCUGACCUCGAAAAAUCUAAAAAUUUGCCUCAAAAUGGUAUCAGCUAUAUGGAUCUUCCAGUCUCAUUCAGGCCCAAGGAAUUUGGAUCUGCACUGUGGGAUAUGAUUAGAGGGAAAGGAACUGGUUAUAGCAUGAAAGGAAAUAUUAAUGUUGACACACCUUUUGGUGAAAUGAAACUGCCCAUCAGCAAGGAGGGUGGUACAACUCGCCUUACGAAGAAAAAGAAAGAUGGAGGCAGUGACGAUGAUGAUGAUGAGGACUAGACCAGAUCUUUUGGAAUGCAAAGGUGCUAUGCUGUGUUUUACAUAUACAUGAAUUGCAACUUGUAGGAACCUGGGAGAGCUGAGUACUCUUGCGGUAAUGUCUGUUUGACGUGUUUGUUGUUAAGAUCGCAUUCAUAAUGGAGAGCUGUGUUCUUCUUAGACUUCUCUUCUUGCGAAACUUAAAACAAUUUCUAUAAUGAGAAUGAAAUGAACUGCUCCGUACAUCGGAUAGUUGAGUGCUUGAAUUUUUUUGUGUGCAA